AUGGAUGUAAAUCAACCAAUCAUAACAACCGGAGAAUUUGCGGGCUUCACAGCAUUACAUGUUGCGUGCAUGGAAAAUGAGAUUGAAUUGGUGCGGUUACUGAUUGAGAAUUAUGGAGCAGAUGUCAAUGCCACGGCUGCUGAUGGGACUCAACCCAUACUUUUGGCUUGUUUUUAUGAAAAAUGCCACGAUGACUUAUGUGAGUAUCCUGAGAACAGUACAACAGGCAUAUUGGCGCAUGCCAAGGCAAAUAAUGAUAUCGAAUUUGGUCAAGAAAUUUUGUCAAAGCACUUUAAAAACAGACAUUGGUAUAACGAUUUCGGUGACAAAAUACCACUAGUUGCUUAUCUUGUUUUGAAUGAUGAAUCAGAAAAAGCUGAUUUUUUUAAAGAAUGUAACGUAAACAUUAUAAGUCUAACGAAUAAAUCAUUGCUGAUGUACCUUGUGGAAAUGGACCGUUCUUUCACCAUUGAAAAAUUAAUGUUAUUUGUUAAGGAUCCACUAUUGAAAGAUAAGCUGAUAAAUCAUCGCGAUGAUUAUGAUGUACCGCUAUCCCAUUAUCCGUUUCAUCCUAAAAAAUAUGGAAAUUUUCGUUGUCACAGAGAUACGGUGUUCGGAACCACUGGCUACAAUUUUUUUAUGGAAUUAUUAAAGUCGGGCGCUGACAUAUGUAUACACUGA
Messenger RNA from Cotesia congregata, 681 nucleotides. The record is from the annotation of a GenBank genome assembly. Lineage: Eukaryota; Metazoa; Arthropoda; Insecta; Hymenoptera; Braconidae.